Messenger RNA from Drosophila mauritiana, 903 nucleotides. RefSeq names its product DET1- and DDB1-associated protein 1. Gene Ontology annotation, cellular component: Cul4-RING E3 ubiquitin ligase complex. The transcript has 2 exons. NCBI's taxonomy places the organism in Eukaryota, Metazoa, Arthropoda, Insecta, Diptera, Drosophilidae. Bases 157 to 486 code for a protein of 109 amino acids. Gene Ontology annotation, biological process: positive regulation of proteasomal ubiquitin-dependent protein catabolic process. The record is from RefSeq and is a predicted model, not a curated record.
GCAGCACUGAUAGUCACCACCAGCAACAAAAACAAAAAUCUCAAGCACAAGACAAAUUUUUGUGAACUGCUACAUAAAAAAAACGUAAAAAAGAAGACUGUUCUCUCGAAAUAUUGAUAGAUCAACAAAUAUUAAAGUGAGCAACCCAAAAGCAUAAUGUCAGUACGAGACUUCAUCAAGGGUCUGCCCAUUCACGAUUCGAGCAAUUUCACCCAUUUGAGCAACGAGCAUGGGAUUCGAACGUCGCAGAAGCGUGCCUCCGUCUACCUGCCCACCGAGGAUGAGCAUUCAGAGCAGCUGAUCGUGAUGGACAAGCGAUGUGUCCUGCUGCGCUACCUCACUCAGCAGUGGGACAAGAAGACGCUUCAGCGGAAGAGGGAGCACGGUGGCGAGUCGGGAAAUGGCAACGGCAACAGCUCCACGCCCAACGGCAACGGCACCAACAGCAAAAAGCGCCCGCGCUUGGACCCCAACGAGCUGAACUGAGCUGAGCGGCAGGACCUUAAGCCAAGCACACGAUGGAUAUCCCGCGCAGCACUACGAACCCGAGCGAACCCACAGCAGCCACCCUUCAUUUACAGUCAUACAUAUAUAUUAAAUUAAAUAUACUAAGUACAAAGGAGUUGCAGUCGAAAGGUCCUUUCAAAGUUUUGUAUCACGCUGGUCAUUAGUCGAAAGCCCCAGUAUUUCUUAAGAUUUCAGUUGUACCCAAAUUAACACAGCUAAAUACUGUUUUUGUGACCAACUUACUUCCUUUUGCAUGGAAAAACCAACAUUCGUAUAAAAUGUCGAGUACAAAAUUUUGUAAACUUUGUUACUGCUAGUUCAUGUAUCACGGUAUUUUUUUCAAUUCUUUGCACUCACCUUAGGCAAAUAUACUUCUCAAAAAGUUUUUAAUUUAAA